Molecule: messenger RNA, 3518 nt
Organism: Ruditapes philippinarum (Manila clam)
Lineage: Eukaryota; Metazoa; Mollusca; Bivalvia; Venerida; Veneridae
Exons: 6
Coding region: 101-3487 (1128 amino acids)
Source: RefSeq, a predicted model, not a curated record
AUAUAUCUUGCCCGUCAAAUCAAAAUAAAAUGUUUUUGUUUGUGAAUAGAAAGAGGAAAAUAACGUAAUGGAGUAAUUUUAGAAAGGCAAUAAAUAAAAAAUGAGACGCUCUACUCGAAAAAGGAAACCGCCUGCAAGACUUGAGGACAAUGCCGAGAAGCUGUCACGGACAAGGCAGCCACCGAGUAGAUCACAAACACCACCACCUCAGAAGGCACUUAUACCACCAUGUGGACCUACACAGCAACAUGGGUUGUAUUCUUUGGCUACAGCAUCGCCUAAUUCACAUACUUCUACGCCAAGGGCACCUACACUACCAGCAAGGGCAAGUACAACAUCGCCUGUAGCAGCCAUACCACCACAAGCGGACACGGCGCAGCAGUGUUUGGAGCAAGACAUCAAGUUGAUAAAUCGACAAGACAAAACGAGACGCUCGACAAGAGAGAGGAAACCGCCUGUCCGACUUGAGAACCUUGACAAAACAGCGCUACGGAAAAGACAGCCACAAGCAACACCACCUCAUAGGGCACCCGUACUUCAAAGGGAAACCAAGCGGCAAUGUAGGUCAUCUUCUGUGGCUACCUCAUCGUCUAGACCACCUACGACUCCGACUAGGGCGCCUACACCUCCGCAUGUAAUAUCCAUACCACCGCAGUUGUUUGAGCAGAACAUUCCAUUGGUAAAUGAACAAGUAGAACUGGAGAUGACAAAGUCUUCUGAUAUUGAGAUUUGCCGAAAAGCCAUCAUUAAGAAUUUCGUUGCACUCAAGCAGUAUUUGCAUCCUGAUCCUAUAAUUGAUUGUGAGACAGGCUUUGGAUUACUUACCGUCGCAGACAGAAAGAAUAUCAAGGGUAAAGAUCUAACUGAUAAGAAUGAAAUGAUAUUGAAAAGGGUAAUAUCCAAACGUGCUAAAGGUUACACAGAUUUUAAAGAGCGUUUGAGAAAGACCUGGCAGACUGACUUAUUAGAGCUGAUCGUUUGUGCAGAGAAUGGACAGGACACACAAGAGAUAAAGAGUCGGCUUGAGAAAACCGCAUUGUUAAGUCCAGAGUAUAUCAAACACAGAGGUGAAGUUAAAGAUGGUCUCUUUAAAUUCUACAAAACAAGACACAGUAAAAUUUUCCUGUCGCCUCUUUUUGAAGAGAAAGACACUGCGUUAGCUUCUUUCUAUAUCAGACCGGAACUGAGCUCAAUAGUCUCAACAUCGACGAGAAAUGAUGAAAAAAUACCAGUUGAAUCAUUAUCGGAGUUGUUCAAAACUAAGAAUAUAGAAAAUCGAGAAAUAUAUGUACUCGCUGAUGCUGGACUCGGGAAAACUGCAUUUUCAAAGUAUCUGGCUAACGUGUGGUGUCAAGCUCAUUGCCCGGAUGAAGACUUAAGUAAACUUUUGUUAAAGGAUGAUGUGGACUGUAUGCAAGAAUUUGAUUUCUUAUUCCUAGUCUUAUUGCGAGAUUCGGACGAUUUGUGCUUUAUAGAUGAGCUCAUAUUUGAAAAGAUUGUUUCAAAUUUGGGUCUUGAAGAAACGCUUUCCAAAGAUAUCCUGCUUAAAAUUUUGAAGAAUGAGAAAUGCCUAAUUAUACUUGAUGGACUGGAUGAAUGGACUCACCCCGACAAGAAAUGUUACAGAUCGCCUCGAUCGAUCCCCCACAGGAAUGAACAAAAAAAGUGUACAUUACUGACAACAACGCGACCAUGGAAAUUAGGUGUUUUGGAUCUCAAUUCGUGUCAAAUAGGGAAAAAGGUAGAAAUUACACAAUUAAGUAACGACUCGGCCGUCACACUUAUACGAAGGAUAUUACAAAGAUUGAAAUCACACCACAAUAAGGAUUUAUUAGAAAGUGAAGUCGAUCUGUUCAUACACACAAUCAAUAGGAGAAGGAACGACGAGCUUGCCUUUGUGCCUCUUCUUUUGAUAUAUACUAUUUGUUUAUGGUGCGAAGGUGUUCAAAUAGGAGAUACAAAAUGUGAUCUCUACAUAAAUAUAGUCGAGCUUCUUUUAUCAAGAACGAUCCAGAUCCACGGGGAGCUUCAACAAUCGUGGGAACUUUCUUCCAGUGACAUCCCAGAAUGCUUUGAUGAAUAUGAAACUUGUCAAAGAUACUACCCACUCCUGCUGAAUUUAGGGAAAUUGGCUUAUUAUGCAUUAUUCAACGAAACAAAAGAAAACACGCUAGUAUUUGAUGGAUCAGUUGCAAGAAAAUAUAUCGCACAAGACGAGAUGAAAUUCACCCUUCACUCAGGAAUGUUGUCAGAAAGUACAUCCAAAACGCUUACAAAAACAAUUAGUAAAGUAUCGUUUCCUCACAAAACAUUUCAAGAAUUCUUUGCCGCCAUAUUUAUAAGUUCUCAAAGUGACGCUCAGAAACCAGUUCUAGAGAAAUGUAGGAAUGUUGAAGACAUUCGGGACAUGUCACAAAUGUGUGAAUUUAUGAGUAAAAUGAAUGUUGACCUGAUGUGCGCAAUAUCAAAUGAUUUGAUGUCUGUGAUAAAUGAAGUCGAGAAAACACGCGACUAUAGAACUUGGACAGGUUACCAGAACAUGUACAAUACUUCAUUGUAUGACAUACAGAAAAUGUUCAUGUCAUGUUUACAAGAAAUGCCUGAAAGUGAAAAUGUUCAAUUAUGUUUACAAGAUUUCUUCAUUAACGAGCAAACCGAGCACAGUAAUCAGUUACAGCGUUUGUUGAAACAAAAUAAAACCAACAUAAAAUCACUUUAUAUAGACAUUAGCAAUACUUCCAGCAGUUUACGUAAAAUUAUAGAUUUAUUCUCUCUCACAGAUCUCAGUCAUAUACAGAAACUUGUAUUUCGCGGAAAUUGGAAGGAGGAUGCUGAGAUAAAUCGGAUAUUGUUUCCACGUCUACAGAACAUUACUUUGUUGGAUUGUGAAUGGGCAAAUGAUGAAGAGAAUCUAAGUGAAAACUUGGCGCGCUUACAAAACUUACAAUAUUUAUAUAUUUUCAACAUCACAUUAUCUCACAAAAUACUGGAAACAUUUUUCAAUGUUAUCUCUUGUCAAAAAUCAUUGAAAGAGUUAACAUUGUACCUGUUAAACUGUAAAAAUCACGACCGUCAUGAUUGUAAGAGAUUGAACUUGGAUUUGUCUCAACAUUCAACUCUAGCUAUGGUAAAUUUGCAGAUGUUACCUAGACUACUAUUAAAUAUAUCAACUCCGUCAUUAGUUAAUGUUACGUUGUUGGACAUCAAUUUAGAUGAAGGUUCAUUGUUACUGUCACGUGACAUGUUGAAUAUUGAACAUGUGAGGUUUUUUGUGAUAGAAAUGUCUGCAGGAAGUUUACAUAACUAUAUAACCGUGCUCGAAAACCUGCGAAGGUCAGUUACAGUAAAGAUGGAUGACAUAGAACCGGAAACCGAAUAUAAAAGUGUUAAAGGGCAUAUUCGGAGAUCACAAACUUUUCAUAUGAUAGAAGACGACACUUUGCCUGGGGCUUUUGAGUUCAAAACAAUAAAACCAAGCAAAAAAUAAACAUAGACAAGAGAAAAAACCUGAAGAAACU